Trachemys scripta elegans is the source of this 5730-nucleotide messenger RNA. It is a transcript of the gene MYCL, whose product is annotated as MYCL proto-oncogene, bHLH transcription factor. The record is from RefSeq and is a predicted model, not a curated record. The coding region runs from base 2561 to 3631 and encodes 356 amino acids. NCBI's taxonomy places the organism in Eukaryota, Metazoa, Chordata, Testudines, Emydidae. Gene Ontology annotation, biological process: regulation of transcription by RNA polymerase II. The transcript is spliced from 3 exons. Gene Ontology annotation, molecular function: DNA-binding transcription factor activity, RNA polymerase II-specific; protein dimerization activity; RNA polymerase II cis-regulatory region sequence-specific DNA binding.
UUAUUCUUUAAACCAACAGGGAGUUUCCAUCCCAUCUCAACCUGACAUUUAGAAUUAAGUGAAAAUAGAUCUUUGGUAACAUCCACUUCCUUUUUUUUGUGUAACCAACUUUUUAAUUAACCUUAUGUAACUUCAGUUACAAAAGGGGAACGUUUUGGAAGGUGCAAUUUCAGCGAGUCGCCAGAUGGUGGCGCUUUUUAAUACUGUAGUCCUGGCUAGGAUAAAUCAGAGAUUCUGACCCAAUAAGAAGCUUGGGGUAGGAGGUUGUUCAUUCAGUUGUAUUCCAUGUAGAUUCUAUUGUAAAUCGGUUCUGGAUUCAGUGUGGGGUCUGGAUCUCGUAUGGGCCAUUUUAGUACCUGCCUGUUGCUCUGUGAAAAAUAAUGGAAGUUGGAUUAGCUUGAAGUGUCCUGUACAGCCAGGUGCAUCGUUCAAUAUAAAGUAGCUGAGAUCAGCUGCGUGCAGUACCCACUCUUUGUAUUCCUGUGAGUAGGUGAUCAUUUUUCUGCCUGUCUUAGGUACAGAUUUAUAUGGCAUCUCUCAUCAGACUAUCUGAGCGCCUUACAAUCUGUUAAAAUAUUUGAUCCCCACAGCACCCCGGAGAGGUAGGGAUUAUUGCUAUUUUGCUGAUAAAGAAUUGAGGCCCAGAGGUAUGUCCACCUGGGGAUAAAAGUCUCGGUGCCUGAGUCAGCCGACCCAGACCAGCUGCAGGAUUUUUAUCCCCAUGAUGAUGUAGAUACGCCAGAGGCUCAGAAAUCAGUGGGAGCUCGAUGCCAACAAGCUGAUGAGGCUCUGGGCUCAGGCACAGUGCUCUAACCACUGCACCAUCCUGCUUUCACCUCCCACUGCGGAAGCACUGAGAGUUCUUGGACAGUAGUUCAUCUUCAUUCCAGGACGUUAGCUGCAUGGGAGAAGAAAUUUAGUUCUUCAGUGGAAAUCAGAGUAUUCUCUAAAAGGAUGAAUGGAUGUAAAGCAGAAGGCUUCCAAGCAUGUCAGUCCACAACUGACUAGGGAAGAGGGUGCACGUGACAGCUGGAGCAUGUUGUACCAAAGUCUUCUUUAGUAUUUCAAGAACAAAUCAAUCUAUGCUCCAUGCACAGCCUUCCCCCAAGAGAUUUGCCUGGGAAUUUACAAACUCCAUCUUUGUAUUAAUGGGAGAAACUUAAUGCCUUAAAUAGGCCUUUCCUCUCUUACUACUGUAAUCCUAUGUGUUUGUUUCUUAAAUUACACGCUAUAUCCAACAGCCUCUGAUAUUAAAACAACCAAACCUCUACCUUGUAUUUUUAAACCUUUUUACUGUUUUACCUAUUUAACAAAUACACAUGCCACAAAUAGUCAAAAAAGACAGACUAAUACAGAUUCAGCAUAACGAGAAGUAAUAAAAAUAUUAAAAUAGUGUAAUUUGCAAGCUCUAUGACUACAGUAUAGGCUCCGCAGUGUAGACAUACUAUGUUAGUAAGGAAGUGGCGUAAUAAGCGUCCCCUGCCUAUGCUGCCCUAGAAAUUGUUUGCCACUGUAGGAAGGCCGCUUCCUUGAACACAGUUAGCUAUGCCUGUAGCACUCUUCUGUCCACAGAGCUGCAUUUACACUGUGGGGGUUGUCAGGAUGGUAUAUUGAGCAGGGGUGUUUUGUUUUCAUACCCCAGCCUGACAUAGCCUAUGUCUACGACAGAGCCUAUGUGCAUGGACAGCCCCUAGCACAAACAGUGCCCAGCGCUCAGCUGAGACCUCUAAGUACAAUAUAAAUAAUCAGUUCACGAGUAAGUCGGGCAAAUAACUUUGCAGAAAAGUGAGUAUACACUGAACACACUACUCUAACAGAUAUAAUCUACCACUCCCACAGUAUCAGCUGCUAAACCUGCAUGAAAAAAAUGUUUCUCAAAGGUUGCUUUUGUUUUGCAGGUAUUCAGCCCCCCCCCCCCCCCAUCAGGUAUUUUACAAAGACAAGCAACGUUAGCCUUGUUUGUACAGAGGGGAAAUGGUCAUAGACAGGUCAACACCAAGUCAGUACCAGAGCUGGGCGUAGGACUCAGGGCUUCUCUCCUAGCCACAGCUGUCCUAACUCUACUGGGGUUAACAGAUUAACCUAUUCAGGCACGAGCAGGAUUUUGGGUGUGUUUUUAGUGCAGGGGAGAUUCAAUUGCCCUUACAGUGCCUGUGAGCAAACACUCCUUGAUGCUGCCCCGCUGCUGGCCGCUUUCCUUGGGAAGUGGGCUGCGGUGGGACCCCCACGGCCGGCCGGUCAGCUGCUCUGCUGUGCCAUUACCAGGGCCAAGAGGGAACUGCAGCAAUUAACAGCAGAGCUGGGCGGAGCACCGAGGUGAUUUACAAGCACUCGCCCCGCCCAUUAUGCAAAUCACAGCCCCCUGGUUGGGGGUCCGCUUGCCGGGGGCGGGGCCAUUCGCUGCAGACGGGAUAUAAGGCGGUGGGGGAACAAUGCACCCGAGUCUCGGCUCGGUCGCUCAGAUCGCGGGAGCUGGCCCUGGGGGUGUAGGCUGUAGCCAGAGCGAGCCGCCCGCUUGGAGCAAGAACAGGACGUGGGGGAAAGGCGCCCCCCUCCAGAGAUGGAGUUCGACUCUUACCAGCAUUACUUCUAUGACCAUGACUCCGAGGAGGAUUUCUACCGAUCCACCGCCCCCAGCGAAGACAUCUGGAAGAAAUUCGAGCUGGUGCCCACUCCCCCCAUGUCGCCCCUGUGCAGCGCGGGGGGCAAAGCCUGUUGCCCCGGGGCAGGGGAGAGGUCCGACUGGCUCUCCCACUGCUGCCUGGCCGGGGAGGAGCCGGAGUAUCUGAUCGACACCGGGGAGAUCUUUGGGAACCUGAGCGCCUUCGUUCUCCAGGACUGUAUGUGGAGCGGUUUCUCCGCCCGGGAGCGGCUGGAGAAAGUUAUGACCGAGAAACUCUCCACGGGCACGCAAAGGGUUAAUCCGCACAAGCCCUCCUUUGCCCAGGACUUCGGGUUCAACAACUCGGUGAGCGAGUGCGUGGAUCCCGCUGCCGUCUUCCCCUGCCCCUUGGCUGAGAACAAACAUCCCCCUGCCUCCUCCGGGCCCGAACGGCAAUGCGAUUCUGAGGGUGAAGAGAUUGAUGUGGUGACAGUGGAGAAGAGACAAUCGCUCAGCAUGAGGAAGCCGGUCACCAUCACCGUGCGAGCAGACCCCCUGGACCCCUGCAUGAAACACUUCCACAUCUCCAUCCAUCAGCAACAGCACAACUACGCUGCCCGCUCUCCACCAGACCCCUGCUCCCAGGAGGAGGCCUCAGAGAAAGAGAUCAAGGAGGAACCCCUGAGCAGCCCGGAGCAAGCCGCAGAGAGCUCAUCGCCUGAGCCUUGCCUGCUGAAACCUGAGAGCGCCCCGAGCUCAGAUAGUGAGGACAUGGCCAAGAGGAAAAACCACAACUACUUAGAACGCAAGCGGCGAAACGAUCUCCGCUCACGCUUCCUGGCACUGAGGGAUCAGGUCCCCGGUCUGGCUAACUGUCCCAAAACCCCCAAAGUGGUGAUCCUGAGCAAAGCUUCGGAGUACCUGCAGUCACUAGUCAGUGCAGAGAGGAGGAUGGCUACAGAGAAAAGGCAGCUGAAGUUGAGACAGCAUCAGCUGCUGAAACGAAUCGCCCAUCUCAAGGGACGUUAGCUACCAAAAACUUGACACCUUUCCUAUAUUGAUUUGCACAUUUUUGGUUAUUGUGAACCCUCCAAACUACAGAUCCCAGAAUGCACUGCAGCCAGCGCACACAAAUAUGGCUUGCAUUCUAGGAAAUUUAAACUGUGUGCAGGGGGUGGGUUCUUUGUUUCCCUUAUUCACGUCUGGUCUCGGGUUCCUCCUUUAACAGAGCAGGGAGUUGCCAACUGUGGGCUGAGUUAACUCUUAUUCUUUAGGGAUGCUGGUAGGUUGGUACCGGAGUAAUUUUUGACACUGGAUUUUGCAAGACACUUGGGCUGAAAUUGUUAAGUGACCAUUGAGUUCUGGGUGUCUCAUUUUGAGGGUCUCCAACUUGAAGCACCUGCAUCCUGACUGCCAGAGAUGCUGAGCAUCUGAACAGAGAUGUGGAACAAUGCUGGCUGAGGCCCCCAGGAGCUGCCUUAGUGCCUCUGAACUUCAGUCCUCAGGUGCCUGAAAUUGGGCACUCAAAAAUUGAGGCCCUUUUCCAAAAUAGGGGCUUGAGUGGAUAACCCCAACCUAGAGAUGGCAGGAUCCUCAUUCAGACAGAUAAGACCUGUCACUGGAUCCAGCUAUUCUGUGAAUUUACUUUCAUGCACACACAAUUUUGGGUGGAGCGUUAACAUGGCCGUUGCUGCCCUGGACCUAUUAAGUUUGACCCAACUUCUGUCGUUCAACCCAACCCCAGCACUGGUUCCUGUGGUGCGGUUCUCGUCCACCGUCCCUUCCCUGACCCAUCCUUUGUACUGGCCCACCUCCCCAAUCACGACCCUUCACAACAUCCCACAUCCUAUUCUGCCGUGGUGGGGGGGCUGAGACCAUGUACCCAACAUAUCCUCUCCAGAAGAAGUCCAUUAAAUUCCUAAGCGGCUCCUGCUCCACUGCAACUGAAUAGAGCGAAUGUAGGCCAGGGCGUUCAGAUCCAGGAAAACAAGGGGGUUGCAAUCCAGUGGUUCAGUGUGGGUCCAUCUCUCUAGAAGCAGUGACAACUGGGGAAUGCCUGGAGGUGCGUUGGGAAAGCUUUGCUCUAGGGGCUGGGUCUGCUGUUAAAGAUCCUUUUUCUCCCAGGGGUGGGGUGAUGCAUGGAUUAAACUCCUAUCACUGGAGAAGAACCGAGACUAGCUUGACAUGGACUAUACCUCACUUUCUUACCACUUUACACAGUAGCUUGUCUUGAGGUUUGUGUUCUAGAAACUGCUGCUGUAACUGCCUGAGUCUUAUACUGGAGGACCCUUUUUUUAAUACUGUAUUUUUGUACAACUUUUUUGAAGAGUAUUGUUAAAGAUUUGUCUCUUUUGUAAACCUUUUCCAGGGGAGUGUGUGCAUUGUCCCUGCUGCAGCGUGGAGAGGAUGUGUUUUUUUGGGAGGGGGUUCCUGAUGCCUUUCUAAGAAUAGUCCAAGAAGGGUCCUAUGUUCUGAUUUACUGUUUGGAAUUAAGUGAGAGAUUCCUCGGGGGGAGGAAGGGGGGAACGGACAUUAUCUGGGGCCCAGCUCCUCAAAUAGUACAAUGGGCUAUUGAACGGGGUUUUCCUCUCUCAGAGGAUGAGGGUGAAAAUUUUCCUGUGUGGCUGACUUUCACGUAUUCCCCAAGCGCAGGCUCUUAAGAGCGAUGCUGCUUAAGAUCCCAGGUGUUGCCCAGGACAGACGACAAGGGCUGAUCUAAUUGUUGCCUGGAGCCUACCUUGUCUUUACUAGGUAGGUAGAAGCCACCUCUUAGAAGGGAUCUGAUCAGAACUUUUAGCCUCUGUUUGCUGACCUGCAGCUACACUCCCUGAAGUUGCAUUUGUUCAGCUGGCCAAGGGUCUUCUCUCACCCCCCCACAAAUCUCCCUCUUCUGUGAAUACUACCCAGUUGAUUCAAGGGAUGGGGGGAGGGGAGUAGGACCAGUGGCCUUCGUCUCCCUUGGCACUGAUGGGGCUGACUCUCUACUUUGCAGCAGAGACGCACGGAGCAGCCGGUGAGCUGUCUGGCUCCUAACUGACCUACUGAGAAACUUUAGAGUUAACACUGUGGUCGGAUUUAGCACUUUCUUCAUUACCUCACACUUCAUAAAUAAAUAAGUUACAAAGACA